AAUUGAAGGAAUUCAAAAUUUUUAAGUAUCAAGUUCUGUACAAUAGUUCUCUAUACAAAAUCUAUUCAAAUUAAAGAUUAUUUAAUUUGUAUAAAUAAGAAAUGCAAAAGAAACUUUAAUGGUUGCUGCAUAUUUAUCUCUUCUUUGUAGUAUUAGCGAAAAACCAUUAGAAUAUUGGGGUAAACAUCAGUCACAGACAGGAUGCAUUCGUAAGAUCUUAGAUAGCGAUUUACUUGACAAUGUUAUAGAAAUUCAAGACAUUCAAUUAUCAAAUAUUUCAAAAACAUUCAUUUCUUGUCCACCUAACAUAACCCAACUUUUGAGCGUUGGAUUACCCGUGCUUGUUAUUAUAUUAAAAAAUUUUGGUGCCGAUUGUCGUUUUCAAAUUCAGGUUAUAGAUUCGGAUAACAUACGUCAUCAUUUUCAAUUUUGUAGUGGUGAUUAUGAAAAAAGUCGAAAUAUCAAAGAUCCUGUUAUUUGUCGUGCUAAGAUUCAACUUCAAUCUGGUUGGAAUAAAAUAGAAUUAAAUUUGAAAACUUUAACAGAGAUUGCAUUUAAGUCUCAGUAUAUAGCAACGCAGAGACUAGAAAUUUGUGCCAAUUGUCGAUUACGUAGAAUAUAUUUUGUAGAUAGGCAUUAUAAUGAUUCCGAAAUUUCGUUGGAUCUAUACCAAGGCUUUCUUGAUUUAUAUAUGUUAAAAUGGGGUAUCUAUCGAAUAGAGAACGCAACGCAAACUACAAAUUUAAAACAGAAAAAAACAAAUCUUAAGAAUAAUAAUAAUAAUAAUAAUAAUAAUAAUAAUAGUAAUAAUAAUAAUUAUUAUAAUAAUAAUAAUAAUUAUAAAGAAUAUCAAAACCUUUUAAAUACGGAUAACACUGCUAAUUCUAAUGAACUAUAUUAUAAUGACAAAAUAAAUAAUUCAUUCGUGCAGAUGCAAACCAAUGACUGUUCAAAAGAUGUUAAUUCCAAAUUACUAAAUAAUAUAAGAAUGAAAUCAAAUACUUUAAUAGAUGAAUUUUUCAGCAGACAACGUCCAAUUUCAUUACCCAUAGGAAAUUUCAAAGAUCAAAUAAUAAUAAAAUCAUAUGUUGUACCAACAAAUAUUAAUAGAUUACAAAAAAAAGAUAAGUGGAAUGAUAUUAAAUUAUCGAAUUGGAAUAAUAUAACGGAAGAUAUAUCCAAAGAAACUAAAGAUAUAUCUAAUAUUCCAUUAGCUGUAGACUUGCAAAAAGAAUGUAAUGAAAUAUUUGAUAAUCAGCAACAAAAAUAUAUUUUAAAAACUGAUAAUUUGGAAGAAAAAUGGACGUAUAGGUAUCUUUACGAAGGAAAGCAUUAUUCGAAAACUAAUGAUAUAACAGAAGACAAUACAUCAGAUAUUCAAAAUAUUUCUUAUAAGCAAAAUUCUAAUUUUAUAUUUCCAGUAUUGCCAAAAAUGAACAGUAACAUAGUGAAAAUUCCUGAAGUUCAAAAAAGAAUUAAAAAAAAAUAAGACUAAUAUCUCAUUAAACCUGCAAUAAAAUUUUCAACCAAUGCAGCUUAACCCCAGUAUUUAUAACUGGAGAAUUUAGUUUUGGACCAUUUCUAAGAGCCAAUUUUAUACCCUUCUUUAUGGCAGCCAUCAUCUUUGGAUGUAUAUCAUCAAUAUUAGAAGCAGAAUUUCGUGUAUGAUCAAAUUGUAAAAUUUCGUUUUGCGUGUAGUUUGGUAUUAAAGACAAAGUUACAGUAACACUA
Molecule: messenger RNA, 1731 nt
Organism: Vespula pensylvanica (western yellowjacket)
Lineage: Eukaryota; Metazoa; Arthropoda; Insecta; Hymenoptera; Vespidae
Product: FNIP repeat-containing protein DDB_G0290617-like
Exons: 4
Coding region: 119-1489 (456 amino acids)
Biological process (GO): positive regulation of cell motility; cilium assembly; regulation of cilium beat frequency involved in ciliary motility
Cellular component (GO): motile cilium; ciliary basal body
Source: RefSeq, a predicted model, not a curated record